This is a messenger RNA of Aureobasidium subglaciale EXF-2481, 3056 nucleotides long. RefSeq lists its product as uncharacterized. Bases 304 to 2730 code for a protein of 808 amino acids. The record is from RefSeq and is a predicted model, not a curated record. The transcript has 4 exons. Lineage: Eukaryota; Fungi; Ascomycota; Dothideomycetes; Dothideales; Saccotheciaceae.
AAAGGAAGGAACCCCGCCCGCAUCGCGGGGUAGCAUAGCAUGCAAGGCACAAAAGUCAACGGCGCCGAUCUCGAACAUGUGCUGAACACGCCUGACACAGCCACUUGCUUGUCCAUGUCGAGUUCGACUGGUCAGCUGGACCAUUCCCCCUUCCUUGCACGCCCAUCUAGUCUGUGAUUACGCUAGUGAGGUUCUGAGCUGUCUCCUUUCUCCUCGUCAUCCUCCUUCUUCUCUAUCACUAUAGAUCAGCUGGACUGUAUCUCUGCCUUUGAUCGUUGUUCUGUUCCCGAUAGAUCUUAGAAGAUGAAGAUAUGUUUGGGUGUAGUGGCUGUGGCCUCAGUGGUCUCCUCGGUCGCUGCUUCGAGCCUGACUCCGCCAGUCUUGCCGUUGAUUGUCAGGAACCCAUAUCUCUCGACCUGGCUGGGCAAUGCAAGGGACAAGCCAUGGUCCAAAUGGCCCAUGUUCUACACCGGAGAAGAGAUGGGCUUCUCCGUCCUUGCUAGUGUUCCAGAUACCAAUACUGCAUAUCCCUUACUCGGUCGUCCCCAAGACUCUCUAGAUGAGAAAGACUCGACCUACAACAUCUCUUACCCCGUGUACAAAGGCGCGCAAUACGAUGCAUCCGUGACCAAUCUCACGUACCAGAUCCCCUCGCACAACUCGACCUCCGGACAUGUCGAGAUCGUUCUGUCGUUCCUAUCCCCAGUCACACCUUCGUCCACUCUUCGCCAAUCCAUACCCGCCUCAUAUCUCAGCAUCCACGCUACCGGAAGCUUUGACGUCGACAUUUACGUUGAUCUGAACGGCCAGUGGGUCAGUGGAGACAGAGGCAGCGAGAUAGUGUGGGAGCUCGAGAAUGAAGAGACUGAGAAGCUCAAAAGUUGGGUUGUCAAGAGGAAGGACGAACUCCUAUUCACUGAAUUCAGCGACCGAGCCGAAUGGGGCAGUCUGAGGUUUACCGGUCCUUUGGAUGUCCGCCACGAGAGUGGUACGUCAGGAGUUUUGAGAAAUCGCUUCUCUCGUACCGGCACUCUACAAAACGAGAACGACGAGCGCUUCCGAGCCAUCAUGCAAGAUGAACCCGUCUUUGCUUUCUCAAAGUCUUUCAAUCUUGCUCCAAAGACGACCGGACACAAGCUCAGCCACCAAAACACGUCUUCAGACAGUGUCCUCUUCACGAUCGCCCAUAUCCAAGAUCCCGUCACACAGUACGCCUCCGCACGAGGCCUGACUUUCAUGCGCCCUCUUUGGAAAACGUGGUUCCAGACGGACAACAACCUGACUACCUUCCAUUACACCGAUUUCAGGAAUGCCCAAAAGCUGGCACAGAAUUACUCCGACCAGCUCGCCAUUGACGCUUACCAGUCGGGCUCCGACUCAUAUGUCGACAUUGUUGCCCUCUCUGCUCGUCAGACCAUGGGAGCCACUAGUUUCUCGGGCACUGAGGAUAAUCCCUUGCUCUUCCUAAAGGAGAUCUCCUCCAACGGAAACAGUCAGACCGUCGAUGUCAUCUUCCCAGCUUUCCCCUUCUUCCUCUACACUCAGCCUCGCUGGCUCGCCUACCUCCUCGAGCCUCUGAUUGAGCACAUGCUCUCUGGCCAAUAUCCGAACGACUACAGCAUGCACGAUCUGGGUACUCACUUCCCUAAUUUGACAGGACAUGCAGACGGCAAGGAUGAGUACAUGCCGGUUGAAGAGUGUGGAGAUAUGCUCAUCAUGGGUCUUGCUCUAGUCAACUCCAUGACAUACGGCUCUGCGCCCGAGGCUCAGUCAGCCUGGUCGGCUAUGGGCAGUGACCACAUCGCUCUGCCCAACGAGGCAAGUCCCUUCGCUCUGAAUGCUCUCGAGGAGCGCGAGGAUGUUUGGGGUCUUGAUGAUCGCUGGGGCGGCUCUGCUCAGGGGUUGAAGCAAGCACAAAGAUGGCUCGACAAGUCCUAUGGUUUGUGGAAGCAGUGGACUUCGUACUUGGUCGAGUACAGCUUGGAACCUCACAAUCAGUUGUCGACCGACGAUUUUGCUGGGUGGCUGGCUCUGCAAACCAAUCUGGCUCUGAAAGGCAUUGUGGGUAUUCGAGCCAUGAGCGAACUGGCCACCGUCAUGGACAAGAAAGAUGAUGCGAAACACUUCCGCAACAUUUCGGACACCUACAUCAAGCGCUGGGAAGAGCUUGGUAUCUCUCGCGAUGGCACACAUGCAAAGCUCGCAUAUGAUUGGUAUGGAAGUUGGACCACGCUGUACUCUCUGUACGCUGAUGCACUCCUCUGUUUCCAUCCUUCGACAACCAACGGCAGCAGCUCUCAGUCUAUCGGUGACUAUGUCGGAGUGUCCGGCGGUAAACAAGAGCCCAUCGUCGAGCCACCAACUCACGACUUCAUCCCCAAUCACAUCUACAAAAUCCAGUCUGACUGGUAUGCUGCGGUGAUGCAAAAGUACGGGCUCCCCCUCGACUCUCGCCAUCUCUACACAAAGUCAGACUGGGAGUUCCAAGCCGCCGCCGUCUCUUCUCGCAAGACUCGCACUGAGAUCUUGAACAGAGUUUCGAAGUGGCUCAACGAGACCGUCACCGAUAGACCCUUUACCGAUUUGUAUGAUACGGAAGGCGAAGGGGGUUUCCCUGGACCCAACUUCUUCGCCAGACCAGUCAUUGGUAGUCACUUUGCCUUCUUGGCUUUGGAAAGGGCUUGUGGGGGAACUGCCAUGCAAGGGUUGAGCUUUUUGGAUGAUGAGUAGGGUCGAAUUGAUUCGCUAGGACACGGUGGCUGAUGAUGCAGAACAGCUCUCGGCUACACCGGUGCUAUCUCUCUACGGUCAGAGAGUCAUGUUUAGCUAUGAAUGAACACAACACAAAUCGUUUCCUUGCAACUUCUUCUUUCUGCCGGGUCGCGCAGUUCCACUGCCGUUGGAUGACAUUUAUGAUGACGUGUUCUGUACAGAUGACAUCAUACCAUGCUUUGCAGGCAGGGUCGUCCCACAUACAACAUCUCGAAAUCAUGUAUUAGGUACUACACCACGAACAAGCUGGAUUUAGACAUGAGUGAAAUAUCAAUCGAUGGAGA